Molecule: messenger RNA, 1155 nt
Organism: Owenia fusiformis
Lineage: Eukaryota; Metazoa; Annelida; Polychaeta; Sabellida; Oweniidae
Source: the annotation of a GenBank genome assembly
AAUGCAUUGCAAAAAUGGCAAACCUAAAAGAUGCAAUCACGAUGUAUCAGAAUUUGUCUCAGGAAUGGCAGAAGAAAACCCCUAAUUUAGACAAAUGUGGCGAGCUUCUUACAAAACUAAAGAUUGCUCUGACAGGCCUAACAUUCCUGCCUACAAAAGACUCAGCUGCCAGUAAACAAGAGCUCCUUGUUGCAAGAGAUAUCUUGGAAACAGGUGCCCAGUAUUCCAUCGCACGUAAAGAUAUUGCAUCAUUUGAGCGAUAUAUCGCUCAACUCAAGUGUUACUACUUGGAUUACAAAGAUGAUAUUCCUGAAUCUGCCUACAAAUACCAGCUACUGGGUCUCAACUUGUUAAGACUAUUAGCUCAGAAUAAACUAGCUGACUUUCAUACAGAACUUGAGUUAUUACCCAGUAAGGAUCUCUAUGCUAAUGUCUACAUCAAACACCCUGUGUCUAUAGAACAAUACCUUAUGGAGGGCAGUUAUAACAAGGUGUUUCUGGCCAGGGGGAAUGUACCAGCAGACAGCUAUAACUUCUUCAUGGACAUUCUCCUCAACACAAUCAGAGAUGAGAUAGCUGCCUGUAUAGAGAAGGCCUAUGAGAGGAUAGCAUUCUCAGAAGCUGCACGCAUGCUGUACUUUGAAUCACAGAAACCAAUGAGGAAAUAUGCUGAAGAGCGGGGUUGGAUGCUUGCAAAGGACAAUUUUUUCUAUUAUCAGAAUGAGGAGAAUAAAGGAGAUGAGACAGUCCCUGCCAUUGACAUUGCAAAGCAAACUAUAGAAUAUGCCAGAGAACUAGAAAUGAUUGUGUGAUCAUAUUAAUGUCAUUAGAAAUAUAUGUCAAUCAUUGGAUUAUGUUGCUGAUAUCAAUAGAACAAUUGGAUUACUACUAGAUAAUUGCCUCAAUGCAGAACUACAAUAUGCUUUGGAUAAAACCACAAAACAGAAAUCAUUGGAUCAUUUGCAUCAAAAUAGAUUAAGAGAACUACUUUGACACUGGAUGCAUAUCAGCUCUAUUAAAUUCAACAUCCAGGCUUCAGAAUAUAUGUGUUUCAAAAUCAACUGAAUGUACAAGACAAAACCGUGAAUGUAUACAUUAAAAUGAGGAAUUGGAAUGAUUCAUAUAACAUUUCAAUAGACUAGGUGCGAGUAGAAA